Messenger RNA from Coregonus clupeaformis (lake whitefish), 3555 nucleotides. RefSeq names its product major histocompatibility complex class I-related gene protein-like. The transcript is spliced from 2 exons. The record is from RefSeq and is a predicted model, not a curated record. The coding region runs from base 396 to 1505 and encodes 369 amino acids. Gene Ontology annotation, biological process: immune response. Gene Ontology annotation, cellular component: external side of plasma membrane. Lineage: Eukaryota; Metazoa; Chordata; Actinopteri; Salmoniformes; Salmonidae.
CUGUCAGACAAACUUGAGAGCUUAGAAACCUGCUACAGGAUGCUACACUUUCUAAAUCAUGGACAAACUGUCUGUCUUUUUGUUUGUUCUUUCGUUUUACACCAUUGUCAAGUAAAAUGGACUUAACUUUAUCUCUUAACUUUGGUAGUUCAGUUUUUUGGGGGAAUCCUGUUUCCAUCCCGUAUAGUAGGUGGCUGAAUGGACAUUCAAUUGUGAUCGCCAAUUUACCAUAGAAGAAGAAGAAGACCCAAAUGAACUAUCUUGGGUUAGUUAUGAAUAUCUUUGAUUACAAGCAUGCAAGCUCUAUACAAAAAAUAUGUUACGCAGUUGGCUAAGUGAAAGAAAAAGUCUGAUAAACUCACUUCCUGUUGCGCAGUUUAAGUUGAAGGGCAAGUAUGUCAAACACUUCUUGCUACACAAUCAAAAUCAUGGACAAACUGUCUGUCUUUUUGUUUGUUCUUUCGUUUUACACCAUUGUCAACGCAGGUUCAGGAUCACAUUCUCUGUGGGUACUUGCAACAUACAUCACGGGAGAAACGCCUUUCCCUGAGUUUACUGUUGUGGUGAUGUUGGAUGACGUUCAAGUGGCUUACUAUGACUCCAACAAUAAACAGACUGUCUACAGGGGGCAACAUAUCAACAACAAAGAGGAUGAGGAAGCAAAGGACGGAGCUUAUGUAUUUGGAACUAUGUACCACCACAUGAAAGAGAGAUCCUUACACCUGAAGCACCACUUGAAUCUCACGGAAGGUGUUCAAGUUCAGCAAAGAAUGUCUGGCUGUGAGAUGUUGGACAAUGGUGAACCAGCCCUGAUCAUGCAAAAGGCCAAUUUCAAUGGCAUUUUUGCAGAUUUUGCAAUAUAUUACAACAUUACACAUUUUACAUACGAUGCUGGGAAACUACUUAUAGGAUGGGAUGGGAUGAUGCAAGCAUAUAAAAUAACAGUUUAUGAGAAUGUUUACCUUCCCAUGUGCAUCAGAACACUGAAGACAUUCCUGAAGAUAGAUAAGAAUGUUGUGAUGCGUAAAGUGCCUCCCAGACUCAGGUUGAUAAAGAAAGAGGUUUCUGGAGGGCUUCAGGUGAGCUGCCUGGCGUUUGGUUUCUACCCCCGCCACAUCAACCUGACCAUGCUGAGAGACGGCCAGCCAGUGGCAGAACAGGAGCUGACAGGGGGGGAGGUUCUGCCUAGUGGAGAUGGGACCUACCAGCUGAGGAAGAGUCUGGAGGUCAGUACUGAGGAGCUAAAGAAGAGACACAACUACACCUGUACUGCCUCUCACCUCAGUCUGGACAACAAGCUGGAUGUCAGUUGGGAGUCUGGGGCAGAGAGAGUACACCUAUCCACCCUCUCAGCUCUGCUGGUGAUGGUGCUGAUUGUUAUUCUAUUGGGCAUUUUCAUUUGCAUCAAAAGGAGGUGGAGAUGCAUUGCCUCCCAGUCAAAACUUGCCAACUUUGAUGCAAAUGUGUCAGAGGAAAUGAACCUUUCUUCAGAUUCUGAGAAUUAAUAUAUUUUUGGGACACUGAUGCAACUUUGUCAAUUCAGCUCAAUUGACAAUGAAAUUAUAACUGCCAGAGCACCUAUGAGGGCAGACACAAAAUGUGUGAAUGGUUGUUAUGGUCGGUCAAUCUUCCCUUCCCCUCAACAAAGGACUGUAAAGGAUCAGUUUGGGGAGACUGUUGACAAUAACAAGUAUACAGAUCUGCAUUUUUUUUUUCUAGGCUGAUAUGGCAACCUGAGCAUUAAAAAAGGUAAUCUGGGAGUUAUUUCUGUUAUGUAAUCUGUAAUUUCUAAUCACGACUAUUCAUUCAUUUCACAAUUCUAUCUGUGCUGCAUUAGCUGAUAGCCAGUAUCUUAACCAGAAGGAGAAUCGUGAUCAUGUGUAUGAGGUCUGUUUAUUAUUGGAAUGACUUUACAGUGUAUCUGUUUUGUAUUGUAUGUAGUGUAUGUUCACCCUAGCUGCACAAUAAUACCUUUAUUACAGACAAUAAAAUGUAGCCUAAUCGAUGAAUGCAUUGAUUCAUUUUAACUACAACAUUAAUUAAAGCAAUGUCAAGUAUACCUUAAUUUCUCUCAGGAACUUGUUUAUCACUGUGGAAGGGAGAGAAAUCGGAGACUAUUUCACUCCAGUUUAAGACUGGCAUGAGUAUUCAACUAAAGUGAAUGUUGUAUGCAUGAUAAACAAAUAAACAGUUUUAUCAUAGAAUGCCUUUAGUAGAGAAUGAAUCAGUUCGAUUGUAGUCAGUGCAUGAAAAGUCAUUUUCUAUUUUACAGUAGCACACCGCUCAUUCUAAACAUCAUUUGUUUAGUGUUACUUUUCCCCAGUCAAAUAUUCAGGCCUACAUUUCCACUUCAAGGCUGGACCACAACAUAAAACAUAGCUUUUGAAUAUAAGAUCUAGUUGAAUUAACUGUUAUUUUGUAUUGAACACUGAACGGUAUAUCAAAAGGCUGCAAAGCCAAUGUCUCCAUUCCACAUUUAGAAAUAAGUAUCCUUUCAUGUUACCUGCUUCCUAAUGAAACCAGCUAGGUUCAAACCUAGGUCUCCUGCGCACCAGGAUACUGUGUUAGCCCUCUGAGCUAAAUCCUAGAACCACUGGUGACAUUCCUAAACCUGCUGUCUUUCUGCUAUUUUACAUAUAAAACAAACAUCAAUAUCUUAUCUACAUUUCAUUACUGACAUAAAGGGCGUGUACAAAGGUGGUGCUCCAAAUGGCACCCUAUUCCCUCCAUAGUGCACUAUGGGCCCUGGUUAAAAGUAGUGAACUAUGUAGGGAAUAGGGUGCCAUUUGGGACGUAGCCAUAUUUACUGGCCUUUGUCAAUUAAGUUCCCCAGUUCUGCACGCCCCAGUGUUUUACCUAAAGGAAGAAAGAAGGCUGAAUUGUAUUUGUCUUGGAGACUAAUGCCUCAUAAAGAGUAAAUAUAAUUUGUCAAUCUGAAAUGAGUCAGAGUUAGUGCUGCCUUUCAUUUUCCAAAUAAAGUAUUGUUCAUUGUGAACCUUGCCUGGUUGUCGUUCAUCCUUCCUGAAAUUGCACUGGGGCACAAAAUAACCAACAAUGUCCAUAUCUGACACACACACAGCCACACAGUCACACACACAAGCAGGGACGGACAGACUUGGAGGUCGGGGGCCCCCAGAAUGCAUGUGAUAGCAAAAGUGUAGAAUUGUAGGAAAUUAGCUUUAAAACUGCAACAUUUGCUUUUAGUCUCACGACAAAAUUUAUAGAAUAGCAUUAUAAAAUUGCUAACUUUCAAUUCGGCUCCACAUGUGACCUCAGUCUGGAAGCACAAAUCACCUUUUUUUUUUGCUCUGAAGUGUUUGCACAUGACCUGCCAUUACCAUGACAACCACCUCCAAAAUGUUAAGGAACAGUGACAGGAAAUGAGCAUUGCAUCUGAGUGCUACUUCAGAGGCUACAUCAUGAAUGCGCAAAUCUGAUAUGGGUCACAUGUAAAACUGAGUGUUGACAGUCAGAAAAAAAGAUUGGAUAUGGGGGAAAAAACAGAAUUGGGUUCUUCAGGUGGUUGUGUAAACAUAGCCAUGGCGAAUGCAAUAA